This is a messenger RNA of Closterium sp. NIES-65, 1198 nucleotides long. NCBI's taxonomy places the organism in Eukaryota, Viridiplantae, Streptophyta, Zygnematophyceae, Desmidiales, Closteriaceae. The record is from the annotation of a GenBank genome assembly.
CACCCCCCACCCCCCCUGGCGCAACAGCUCUCAUCUGCAGGAUGGGAGCGCCGUGGGGCGAGAUCUCGCAGGGGGGUACUAUGUGGAUGGGGGGGGAGUGAAGCAGACGGGGCUGACUGCAUUCGCUAUGAGCAUGCUGGCUUGGAGCAUUGUCGAGUUCGAUCCCGAGCUCGAGUCAUCUGGGUUGAAGCAGCGGGCAGUGGACCUACUCAAAUGGGGAGUGGAUUGGUUGCUCAUGGCGGAUUUGGGCCGGGGCUGUGUCGUGGCGCAAGUGGGUGACUCUGCCGCCCAGGACUCGUGCUGGCAGCGGCCAGAAGACGACUCUGCCGCCCGGCCGGUGUACACGGUGGUGGGCGCGAACGGGCCGGGGGCGGCGGUUCUGGCUGACAUGUCGGCUGCCUUUGCUGCAGCCUCGCAUGUGUUCGGCGAGUUUGACCCCGGAUACGCCGCCUCGCUGAGGGACCACGCUACCAUGCUCUUUGAACUCGCCACCACCGCCACCUCCACCGAUGACACGGCCCUACCAGGAACUCUCCCCUACGAGCCACCCCCAUCCUCCUCGCCUGACUUUCACGAUGAGCUGCUGUGGGCGGCUGCUUGGCUGUGGCGCACUACCAUGUCCGACCCCCUGCAUCAAUACCUGCUCAAACCCCAGCAUGCAUCAUUGUCCUACUCGCUCAACUUCACUCACGCCAACAAGGCAGCGGGGGCAGCGGUGCUGCUGGCGACGUUCGUUUUGGGACCCAUGGAGGAGGAGGACGAGGCCACCACACAGGCAUCUGGGGCUGACGUCAUCUUCAGAUUCCAGAAGCUCAUGGAAGCUUCCAUCUGUGCUUCCACAGCUGACGUGCCAUCCAGGACCAGUGCUGAGACUCUAGCCCAGAACAUGCCCAAAACGCAAGGAGGGCUGCUAUGGCUGGACGAGAAUGAGCCGCUGCAUGCAGCAGUGCAGGCAGCCUUUCUUCUCAACACUUACUCUCGCUUCCUCAAGCAAGGCGCAGAGGACGAGGGGCGGUGCUCUGGCGUGUCACCACAUGCCGUGUCAACACUCUCUCGCUCCCAGAUUGACUAUCUUCUAGGGUCUAAUCCGCAACAACUCAGCUACAUGGUGGGCUUUGAUGAGAAAUACCCCAAGUUUGUUCGCCAUCGAGGAGCGUCGAUUCCAUCCCUGGCAUCCGAUCCAACGGAGCGGUGGUAG